Dufourea novaeangliae is the source of this 2139-nucleotide messenger RNA. It is a transcript of the gene eIF2Bdelta, whose product is annotated as translation initiation factor eIF-2B subunit delta. Lineage: Eukaryota; Metazoa; Arthropoda; Insecta; Hymenoptera; Halictidae. The transcript is spliced from 6 exons. The record is from RefSeq and is a predicted model, not a curated record. The coding region runs from base 146 to 1699 and encodes 517 amino acids.
ACCAAAAACUGGAUUAGUUUCAAGUUGCGAUUUCACAAUUACGCACGAUACUAAGGAAUUAUCAAAUAUAUCUAUCGUACACGGCAAGAUUGAGCCUGAUCGAUCGGGAUCUUUACCAUUGUCGGAAUUACCGGUAGCUGUAAACAUGACCGAAAAUAAAGUAAAUAUCCCAGAAAAGACAAGAGAUAAAGUGAAAGCUGAACGUGAAGCAAAGAAGGUAGCUAGGGCGCUUGCUAAAACAAAAGCGAAAACUGCUAAGGUAGAAAAUAAAGAUAGCUUAAACAAUAAACCUGUAUCGCCUGACUGUCCGAAGAAUACUCAGAUAACUGUGACACCGAAAAGUGUACCUAAUGAAAAUGUCCAAGAUCAGAAUAACACCCUUACGAUAAAUAAAACUUCUAAUACAUGCGUAAAAAGUGCAUCGUCCGAAGUUAACAAUGACGUUAAAAGUAAAGCAGAGUUACGUGCCGAGAGGAGAGCAAAGCAAGAUGCGCAAAGAGCAGCUAAGCAACAACUGUUAUUGGAGAAAAGUAAAGUGAAGACUGAAGAGAAUAAAGACAAUAAAACGCGCGUAGCACAACAAGUCACAGGUGGAACUGAUUCCGCAAAGAAGUCUACAACACCUAAGAAAAGUGUUCCAAAAGAUAAUACUCAUGAAAUAAAUCUCUUCAAACAUUUGUACCACGAAAGGACGCAAGCGAUUGUAGAUGUUCCUUCUGUUAAUUCAAAAAUACAUCCAGCAAUAGUCAGACUAGGGACACAAUACGCAAAGAAAGUGAUAGUUGGCAGCAACGCAAGAUGCGUUGCACUUCUGGCCGCUGUGAAGCAGCUUAUUGAAGAUUUCGAACGACCAUCGCAGGCUGAUUUUAUCAGAGGUCUCGAGGCAAGCUUGCUAGAGUCUGUGGCGUAUUUGCAUCACUGCAGACCAUCGGCUGUUUCUAUGCAAAACGCAUUGAGGCACCUACUGAGGCAAAUGACACAGUUACCUUCUGCGUUGUCUGACGCAGAUGCAAAAAGUAAAUUAAGUAGUGCAAUAGAUACUUAUAUUCUCGAGCAGAUAGAACUUGCCGACAAGGCAAUAUCAAUAACAAUUCAAAAAAAGAUAUCCAACGGUGAUGUGAUCUUGACAUAUGGCUAUUCGUCUUUGAUUCAUAAAAUCUUAUUAGACGCGCACACUGCGGGUAAACAGUUUCGUGUUAUUGUUGUGGAUGGGAGACCCUGGCUGGAAGGAAAGGAACAGCUAAGGCGUUUAGCGAAGCACAGUAUCGAAUGCUCCUAUAUCUUAAUUAAUGCUUUGAGCUACGUCAUGCCAGAAGUAAGUAAAGUGUUCCUGGGUGCUCAUGCAAUAUUGGCUAACGGCGCGGUAAUGUCAAGAGCUGGUACUGCCCAAGUUGCCUUAAUGGCGAGAGCUUUCAAUAUUCCAGUUUUAGUUGCUUGCGAGACCCACAAAACCUACGAACGUGUACAGACGGAUUCUAUCGUUUAUAAUGAAUUAGGCAACGCGGAUGAACUUGCACAAGGGUAUGCUAUGAAGAAGUGCCAGCUCACAAAUUGGAAGACCAAGAAAUCUUUAAACCUUUUAAACAUUACGUACGAUGUUACACCAGCUGAUCUGGUCACAGCUGUUGUCACAGAAUUGGCAAUUUUACCAUGCACUAGCGUUCCUGUAAUUUUACGAAUCAAACCGUCUGAAAUUUAAGUUUUGCAACAAUCAACUAUACAGGAUGUGAAAUUAAAUGUAUUACAAUCAAAUGCUGUAACUGAAAUGUGAUAUGAAACGUUUAUUUGUCGCGGGUGUUGUUUAGUAUCAAAAAGUAAGUGAUUCUUUUAGUAUGGUCGUAAAAAUUUAGAAUGGUCCUUUACCCAAUACUUCUACGUUAUCGCAUUGGUUACACUCUGAGUGUUUGUAGAUGUUGUACUUACGAAAAAGAGUGUUGAAAAUGUGAAUGUUUUAAAGCGCACAAAAACUGAACAACCCGAGCCUAAAAGAAUAUUUUUCAAAUACUUUAAAAAAAAAAACUAGAACUUUGCUAUGCUAUUUGCGUUCACAUGCAUAAAACUUAUUUAAUUUACAGCCUGGAAACCGUACUUUCGUGCCGCAAUAAAAAAGAUAAGCAUCUCGAAUUUUUAUUUGUAUCU